CUUGGACUUUUUAGCCGGCACUUUUUCAUAGCCAGCGUGCAGAUGGACGACAGAGGCGUGUCGCUGCGGUGCGAGGAAACGGAAGAGGACCACCAGGACCGAGCAGCCAAGAGAGUCCCGGGAAUGGGUGUCACAGGGGGUCUGCUGCGGGCUGCUUGGGACCCGUCGGUGUCGGGGAGGCGCGUGAUCCAGAGGCUGCUUCACGUGGAGGAACGAUAUGCUCCCUCGCCGCUCUACGUGAGUCUCAUACAGCAGGAACCGGAAAGACGGGAUGAGCUGGCCAAGUGGACGCUGCAGGUGUGCUGCGAUUGCGGCUGCGACGAGGCCGUGUUCCCGCUGUCCGUCUCUCUGAUAGACAGGUUCCUGUCGGUCGCGUUGUCGGCGCCCGUGUCGCCGUACUGCCUGGCGGCCGCCUGCGUCCUCGUCGCCUCGAAGCUGAGCGAGUGCGACAACAUCACCUCGGACGCCCUCUGUGCCGCCGCGGAGUACGACUUCCUGCCCGCCAACCUGCGGGAAAUGGAGCGCGUUGUCCUGGCAACCCUACGCUGGGACACGGCUGCUGUGACGCCUCAGGACUUCCUGCCGCACUUCCUGGCCUCGCUGGAGGAGAGGCGAGAGGAGGAUAGCGCCACCCUGAGGCGGCACAGCGACACGUUGGCGGCCAUGUGCGCGUGUGACUCACGCUUCCUGGGGGCGCCGCCCUCCCUGGUGGCCGCCGCCUCGCUCAACUGCGCCCUGCGGGGCCUGGGCAACAACGGGCGCUCUCGGCUCUACCUGCUCAGCUUAACGCUGGCCGAGCUGUGCCAGGCCGACCUGGCGGUGCUGCAGUACUACAGCGAGAUGAUCGAACGCGCCCUCCGCCAGCGCCUCAGCGGCGGGCCCGUGGACAAAGGCGCCGAGUUGGAGGACGAAAGAUCUUGCACGCCCACUGACAUGAGAGAGAUUGAUUUCUAAAGCUUUGUUGUUGUCCAAAUUGCAAGUGCGGACCAAUCAAAUGUCGUCAGUCAAACUGAUAUAAAUGAUGACCUCAACAUAGCAUAUUUUUAUGAACUGAAAUGAUGAAUUGUGUUGUUAAUUUAAAUGUUACCAUUAUUUAUUUACCAGAAUGUUUUUGUGUUCCUUGUUCCAUAUUUAUCUAUUUCUAUUAAUUUUAUUUUAGGCUCGUUUUGUAUGUAUGUUUUGCUUUGCAUAUUUAUACCUUUUUAUUUAUUUUUAUC
Messenger RNA from Phyllopteryx taeniolatus (common seadragon), 1217 nucleotides. RefSeq names its product cyclin Dx (gene ccndx). Bases 43 to 954 code for a protein of 303 amino acids. The transcript has 4 exons. Gene Ontology annotation, cellular component: nucleus; cyclin-dependent protein kinase holoenzyme complex; cytoplasm. Gene Ontology annotation, molecular function: cyclin-dependent protein serine/threonine kinase regulator activity. The record is from RefSeq and is a predicted model, not a curated record. NCBI's taxonomy places the organism in Eukaryota, Metazoa, Chordata, Actinopteri, Syngnathiformes, Syngnathidae. Gene Ontology annotation, biological process: mitotic cell cycle phase transition; regulation of cyclin-dependent protein serine/threonine kinase activity; positive regulation of G1/S transition of mitotic cell cycle.